UUGAAGUAUGAGUAGUGCAGAGGAACAAAAUAGUGACACCGGCAGCGACAGCAGCUCUGUGUUCGAUCUGAAGUGUUUAGGAGGAGCUGCAGCCGCAUAUGCGGAGCUUCGCGGCAUUCAUCGUCCUGGACGGAACCCGCCAGUUGAUCUGCCAUGCCUGACCGGACGGCAAUGGGUUGAGCUGAACCUCCGGGAUAGGCGGCGGUGCUUCGAUAAUUUUCGUAUGUAUCCCGACACGUUCCUUCAGUUGCAUGACAUGUUGGUUAGCAAGCAUGGGUUGAAAACGUCGCAAGGGGUAGAAUCUGUUGAGGCUUUAGCUAUGUUCGUGUGGGUGUGUGCGACGCAGCAGGCUUGCUGUCAAAUUAGAGAAAGAUUUGACCGGAGUUUGGACACAGUUAGUAGGAAGAUGGCGCAUGUGGCAAAUGUAAUGUAUUCGUUUGCCCAGGAAGUCAUCGCUCCAAAGGAUCCCGCGUACUCUAAGGUGAAUCAUAAGUUGACCCAAUAUGCACCGUUCUUUGAUGGGUGCAUAGGUGCUCUAGACGGUACGCACAUUCCAGUAUUGGUCGGGCGUGAGUCCUGUGUGGAUUUUCUAAACAGAAAAGGGUGGACGAGCUUCAACGUGUUAGCCAUAUGCGAUAUGGACAUGCGCUUCACGUAUGUAGGAGCGGGGAUGGCAGGAUCGUGUCACGACAUGGCGGUUUUACGUGACUGUAUGGCGGCAAGGACCUACCCACAUCCACCUGCAGGCCGAUAUUAUUUGGUCGACUCGGGCUACGCAGUUCGAGAAGGGUAUCUGGGGCCGUAUAGGAAUACUAGGUAUCACCUGGAGGAGUUUAGCAGAAGGGCGGCGGACACAUUGGAGGAGAAAUUCAACUUUCACCAUUCCAGUCUUCGCAAUGUGGUGGAACGCGCAUUUGGCGUGCUGAAAUUCAGGUGGCACAUUCUGCGGGAAGUUCCACUAUAUUCUUGAGAACGGCAAACGAAGCUUGUUAUUGCUUGCUUUGCGCUCCAUAAUUAUUUGCUGGACCUUGCCAAUGAAAGUACUGCAGGUUCGUCAAGGGCGCGAGAUCCGGACUAUGGGGUGUCCGAAUGGGUGGCAGCUAAUGGUACUCCUAAUAUGGCCAAUGUACGAGAUUGGAUUGCGGCGGGAAUCUCUUUGAUGUAAAUGCUGGGUGUACGUUCAUGUUGUAAUUUGUAUGUAACAAAUUGUAGUAGUUUGUGUGUACGUUCGUACCCUCCAGUGUGUUGUUUAUGUUUGCCGGACAAAAAUUUAAAUGUUGU
Molecule: messenger RNA, 1281 nt
Organism: Setaria italica (foxtail millet)
Lineage: Eukaryota; Viridiplantae; Streptophyta; Magnoliopsida; Poales; Poaceae
Product: putative nuclease HARBI1
Exons: 2
Coding region: 8-970 (320 amino acids)
Source: RefSeq, a predicted model, not a curated record